This is a messenger RNA of Protopolystoma xenopodis, 336 nucleotides long. The record is from the annotation of a GenBank genome assembly. NCBI's taxonomy places the organism in Eukaryota, Metazoa, Platyhelminthes, Monogenea, Polystomatidea, Polystomatidae.
AUGAUCGGCCAUUACCAAGCGAUUCGCAGGGGACCCGACUUUUCGCCGAGGCGGCGCGAAAGGUCUCCGGAAGUCCUCGGGGGACCUGGUACAGGAGUGCUUGCCCGGCUGGAGGUUGGGCGGAUCAAUGAGGGCGAGAACGAGGACGCCGAUGUCGAGGACGUCAACGGCGGAGGCGGUAAAGAGGUGUUGGAAUCUGUGGCUGCGCUCUGGCGUAGAUCAGAGCCGCCAGUGAUUAUUGUUUGUGCAUUAACUGUCUCCAAACCCAUCGAGCUUGGGAUGGUGACCAAGGCGUCUCCUGACGGCGAGACGGCCUCAAAGGGUGCCGAAGGUGCA